AUGGAUGAUGGACGGAGCAAUGCCAGCAGCGGGAGCACAACGACUCAGCUGUGGCCAGAGGCUUGCGUUGAAGUGGAUGGUUGGGGCGAUGGCGGCCCUUUUCUACGCUACCUCGAUGCAGAGGUGAGACAGGGCACCUGGGCAAGUGGCAAGAUCUUCUGCAAGGAGCCGGUUACUCUCCAGGCGUCAAGUCAACUCUCGCAGAACGGGAUGCAGGUAGACCUGGAAAGGCUUCGGCACCAUUCACAUACCAGUGAAGUCUGCAGCAGACGUUCAUCGAUCUCAGAGUCAUAUCCUCAGCCAUUCACGCCUGUCUUCGGAGUGGGUGCGCGGCCCACCAGUUGCGAUGACACGAGGCAGGUUCGCUCAGAUGUCCCUUGGGGCGAAGCUUUGAGUGCAAGCUCUGGCACUUCCGAGCACCAGGAAAGUUUUAACAUUUCGGGAUCGGGAUCGAGAGACUCAACGCAUGGAAGGAGAAAACGGAGCCUCGGCCUGCGCAAUCGCGAGGGCUCGAGAUGCUCGAGUUCCGACUUUCCAGCCCAAACAGUGACAGCAUCCUCAGUGUCGUGCUCGUCACGGCGAGGCAAGAAGCCGUUACGGAAACAGCCGGCUCAGCCGAUUUGGUCUGCAAAGGAUGGACAGCCCGAGACCUUGCUUGAUGCCAGCAUGCUGGCGGAGGUGUUCGGCCGUGACCGCUCAGAUGAGAUCGAAAAGGUGUUGGAACAGUGGCAGGAAUAUCAGCUGUUGCGAUCCGAGCUGCCAGCCCAAGACUUGAAACGAGAAGUUCGCUCACUUCGCAGUGAGCUUGCAAGAGCAGAUGCAAAGGCAACAAGAGCAGAGGCAGAAGCUGCAGAGGCACGGCAAGUCGAGGCCGAAACAGCUCAGGCCGAGUUGGCCGUGUUGAGAGCCGUAAGAGCAGAGGUGCUCUCCGAAAGACAGGCAGAGCGAGAGGAAUAUCAAGAGGAGUCAAAGGAACUCCGGUAUUUAAACAGCGAGGAGUCAAAGCAACUCCGUCAUGCAAGCAGCGAGCUUGCAGAACUCCAAACUGCUCUCGAAGCCUCAGAACUGCAGCCCUUCCAGCUUGAGCAGGAGCGGGACCAGUGGGCAGAUCGCUAUAGCGCUGUUUCGGACGAGCUGCACAUGCAGAGGAUUAUGUGCCGGCGCCUGGAGCACGACGGAUCGAACCUUAGAGGGGAGUAUCUCGAGGAAUCGGCCGCUCACCGCGCCCUGGAGCUGCGGGGAGGAGAGCUCGCUCGCCUUCAUCAAAACGAGGUGCAGGAGGUUCAGCAGCUUCGACAAGAGCUUCAGCAGCUGAAGAAAGGAGAAGAAGCUCAGUGCCAGGAGUUUCGGCAGGCGCAACAUGACCUAAUCGAGGUCAGAUGCGAACACAGAUCGGUAGAGUCUCAACUGGAGCAUCAAACGCAGCGCUUGCUGGAACGGCCCGACCAAGCACCGGCAUCUCGACUCGGUGAUGCGCAGCAGUUGGAGUCGAAAGCGGAGCCUGAGCCUCAAAGACAGCGCUGGCUGGCGCAAGCACAGCUGGAACAACCCGACCAGCGGCCCUUGGAAUCUUCCUCUCCUGACCAGCUUGGGCCACAUGUGGAUCUGCAAAGGCUGCUGAUACAAACGCACGUGUUGCAGGGGCCCGAAGCAUUGCCGCUGGCAUCUUCAUUGCACGAUCCGGCGUCUCCCGGGGAGUUUCUCCGAGAGCUACGGGCUGUUAUAGGCGCAUCCUCUCGCCUGGCUGGCGGGGCUGGGGCUGCGGGGGUGGACUACGCCGUGAAGGCCGCGAGUGAAGCGCUGAGAAGAGCAGAGGCUCGCUGCGAGAUCUCCAGACUCAGAAGCCAGGCCAUGGAGGCAGACCUGGCCGCAUUGGUGGAGACCGGGACCGCCGGAUCCGCCGGGACCCAGCCAAACCAGGCAGCCGGGUCUGACCCGGAGCUCGAAGAGGACAGCCCAAGAAGAAAACUCUGGGAGCAGGAGGAGGAAGACGAUGCCAGCGAUGCCAGCGAGGGCACGCUCGGAGCAGAUUUAGUGCAAGCCGUUCAAAUCAGGCAGCUUUCUCAUUUAGCACUUGCCGGUUUGCAACUUCUGAUGAGAGCAGCUUUUGUUGGGUGGCGCGAUCAGCGGCAGCUGUCCGAUAUACGGUGCAAGGAGAACCUGCUGAAGGCAUGGAGUUCACACGGAGGGCGCCAUUUGUCGUCAAGGCUGGCGCUGCUCUGCUGCAGAACUCUGUUCGGGAUUUGGCGGCAGCUAGUCGUCGUUUCUCGAGGAAGGCUUCAUCAUCUCUCUUUGGGGCAGGCACCUGGCUUCGUGAGACGAUCCUUGCGCCGAACUUCAGGUGCCCUGCAGCUUCUCGAGCGCUCGCGCGAGCGGGUCUGGCUGCUUGGGUUUGUGCUGUCUCUGUGGUCUAGUCUGCGGUGA
Messenger RNA from Symbiodinium sp. CCMP2592, 2424 nucleotides. The record is from the annotation of a GenBank genome assembly. Lineage: Eukaryota; Dinophyceae; Suessiales; Symbiodiniaceae.